Molecule: messenger RNA, 747 nt
Organism: Phalaenopsis equestris
Lineage: Eukaryota; Viridiplantae; Streptophyta; Magnoliopsida; Asparagales; Orchidaceae
Product: U-box domain-containing protein 17-like
Exons: 2
Coding region: 1-747 (248 amino acids)
Cellular component (GO): nucleus; cytoplasm
Molecular function (GO): protein binding
Source: RefSeq, a predicted model, not a curated record
AUGCUCGCCAAAAUCGGUAAGGAAAACAGAGCAAUGAUCGGAGCAGAAGAAAAGGCCAUCUUUUUUUUGAACCUCCUCCUCCGCUCACCAAAUCCAACCGCUCAAGAGAACGCCGUCACCGCACUCCUCAACCUAUCCAUCCACGAAGCAAACAAGACACGCAUCAUAAACCAACCUGGCUGCCUGCGAUCCAUCGUCCGAGUCUUACGCUCUGGUCUGACGCCAGAAUCGAAGGAGAACGCCGCCGCAACUCUGUUCAGCCUCUCCGCGGUCCACGAAUACAGGAAAUUAGUGGUAGAGGAACCGCGCGGCGUGGAGGCGCUUGUUCGGCUGUUGAAUAGAGGGAGCUUGAGGGGGAAAAAGGAUGCGGUGAUGGCUCUGCUCAAUCUUUCGACGCUUCCGGAGAGUUGGGAGAGAAUGGUGGGGUCGGGGGCGGGGGAGGCGUUGGUGGGGGCGGUGGUGGAUGGGGAGGAGGAGGUGGCGGAGGAGGCGGCGGGGGCGCCGGCGGUGGCGGAGAGAGUGGGGAGGGUGCCCGGGGUAAGGAGGGUGGUGCAGAGGGUUGCGGUGGAGGGGACAAAGAGGGCGAGGAGGAAGGCGGCGGGGCUGGCGAGAUUGUUGGAGAGGAGGGAGUGGGGGACGAUGUAUAUGCCGGUGGCGGCGGCGGCGGGGGGGAGGGGGGCAGAUUUGGGGGGGGAGAGGAAUGAGGAGAUCACUCCUCCUGUAGCGGUUCCUGUGGCAGUGUUAUGA